Molecule: messenger RNA, 1317 nt
Organism: Nipponia nippon (crested ibis)
Lineage: Eukaryota; Metazoa; Chordata; Aves; Pelecaniformes; Threskiornithidae
Source: RefSeq, a predicted model, not a curated record
AUGGGAGCUAUAAGAUUCCCGUGGCACCUCACUGACACAUUUUUAGAAGAGCCCAGGCGCAAUUUCCCAGGGAUGCUAACUUUCUGCGCCCGACACGGAAUACGCCCCACGGGGGGAGAAGCCGCCCCACGGGGGGAGAAGCCACCCCGAGAAGAAGCGGCGCAGACAAAGCCGGGGGCUGCAGCCCGCAGGGUGCGGGCAGGGGGCGGCGGGCAGCGGCUGCCGGCUCUGCCUUCGCCCCGCUCCGAGCGGCGCCGCUGCUUCGCCGAUACGACGCCGGAUGCUGGCAACCGGAGCGGGUCCUCCGCCGGCCCGGACAGCGGCCGGACGCACCUCUCCGUCUUCAGCGUGCUGGUCCUCACCCUGUUGGCCAUGCUGGUGGUGGCCACGUUCCUCUGGAACGGGCUGGUCCUGGCCACCAUCCUCCGGGUGCGGACUUUCCACCGGGUGCCCCACAACCUGGUGGCCUCCAUGGCCAUCUCCGACGUGAUGGUGGCGGCCCUCGUCAUGCCCCUCAGCUUGGUGCGCGAGUUGUCCGGGCGGCGGUGGCAGCUGGGCCGGUCGCUCUGCCAGGUGUGGAUCUCUUUCGACGUGCUGUGCUGCACCGCCAGCAUCUGGAACGUCACAGCCAUCGCCCUUGACCGCUACUGGUCCAUCACCCGCCACCUGGAGUACACGCUCCGCAUCCGGCGCCGCAUCUCCAACAUCAUGAUUGCCCUCACCUGGGUGCUCUCUGCCUUCAUCUCCUUGGCCCCACUGCUCUUUGGCUGGGGAGAGACUUACUCAGAGGACAGUGAGGAAUGCCAAGUCAGCCAGGAGCCUUCCUACACCAUCUUCUCCACCUUUGGCGCCUUCUACCUACCCCUCUGUGUGGUGCUCUUUGUGUACUGGAAGAUCUACAAGGCUGCCAAGUUUCGAAUUGGAUCUCGGACCGAUUACACCAGAAGCCCUGGAGGUAGGUCAGCUCGGUUGUAUUUUGCUCUAGUAAAAGAAGCUGCCCAGCAGCCACAGAUGGUCUUCACUGUCCGUCAUGCCACUGUUACCUUCCAGACGGACGGAGACACGUGGAGAGAGCAGAAGGAAAAGAAAGCUGCCCUCAUGGUGGGCAUCCUUAUCGGGGUCUUUGUGCUCUGCUGGAUCCCCUUCUUCAUCACGGAGCUCAUCAACCCCCUCUGCUCGUGCGACAUCCCACCCAUUUGGAAGAGUAUUUUUCUAUGGCUAGGUUAUUCAAAUUCCUUUUUUAAUCCACUCAUCUACACCGCUUUCAACAAAAACUACAACAAUGCCUUCAGGAACCUAUUCUUUAGACAGCACUGA